Messenger RNA from Hirundo rustica (Barn swallow), 5853 nucleotides. It is a transcript of the gene PPIP5K1, whose product is annotated as diphosphoinositol pentakisphosphate kinase 1. Gene Ontology annotation, cellular component: cytosol. NCBI's taxonomy places the organism in Eukaryota, Metazoa, Chordata, Aves, Passeriformes, Hirundinidae. Gene Ontology annotation, biological process: inositol metabolic process; inositol phosphate biosynthetic process. The record is from RefSeq and is a predicted model, not a curated record. Bases 411 to 4760 code for a protein of 1449 amino acids. Gene Ontology annotation, molecular function: 5-diphosphoinositol pentakisphosphate 1-kinase activity; diphosphoinositol pentakisphosphate kinase activity; inositol hexakisphosphate kinase activity. The transcript has 32 exons.
UCAGCCAUCAAGCUGAUAGUGUAGCUGCUGAGGCCUCAUUCUGCACUAAUGUGCUGAGGCAGCAGGACACAGGCAUGAAAAUGGUUCCUGAAUAUGUUGGGUAUCCUACUCUUGUCUUCCUCUGGAGAUAGCAGGGCUAUGUGGAGUGCACAGUAAAUACCCCUCUAGCCUGGUCUGCCAGUACUGUUCCUCCCACUAGCAGCGAGCACUGGUGGUCUUCUUGAGCUGAAAGGAUGAAAAUUGGCAAUUGGAAAAUCACUGUCACUGACCUGAGCUUUAUCCUGACUUCUGGAGUCCCACUUGAUGUCAUUGGGCAUAUGAGUUUGCAAGAGUGUCCCCUGUUCCUGUCCGUGAUUUAGGCAACGGCUGGACAUGCAUCACUAGCGGGAUGGUCAGCCACCAAAGCUGCGAUGUCGUCCCUGACGACCUCCAGUGAAGGAGAGAACGCCACUCCCAGGUUUGUUGUUGGUUCCAGAGAUGAUGAGACAGAAGUUCUGGGAUCAAACAUGAAGACAGACGAAACUGAUUUCUUUGAAGAUGACGAAGAGGAGGAUUUGCCACCAGAACGGCAGAUUGUGGUGGGAAUCUGUGCCAUGACCAAAAAGUCCAAGUCAAAGCCUAUGACACAGAUUCUGGAACGUCUGUGCAAGUUUGAGUACAUCACAGUGGUAAUCAUGGGAGAAGAUGUUAUUCUGAAUGAACCGGUGGAGAACUGGCCCUCUUGUGACUGCCUGAUAUCUUUCCACUCCAAAGGAUUCCCCCUGGAUAAGGCAGUUGCUUAUGCCAAGCUGUGCAAGCCAUUUCUCAUCAACGACCUUGAUAUGCAGUAUUACAUCCAGGACAGGCGUGAAGUGUAUCGGAUCCUUCAAGAAGAGGGAAUAGACCUGCCUCGCUAUGCUGUGCUCAAUCGAGAUCCUGACAGACCAGAAGAGUGCAACUUGGUGGAAGGAGAGGACCAUGUGGAGGUAAACGGAGCUGUUUUCCCAAAGCCAUUUGUAGAGAAGCCAGUCAGUGCUGAAGACCACAACGUGUACAUUUACUACCCGACAUCAGCAGGUGGGGGUAGCCAGCGGCUCUUCCGUAAGAUUGGCAGUCGGAGCAGUGUGUACUCCCCAGAGAGCAGUGUGAGGAAGACAGGCUCCUACAUUUAUGAAGAGUUCAUGCCUACGGAUGGCACUGAUGUAAAGGUGUACACUGUUGGGCCAGACUAUGCCCAUGCAGAGGCUCGCAAAUCCCCUGCUUUGGAUGGGAAAGUGGAACGGGACAGUGAAGGGAAGGAAAUUCGUUACCCAGUCAUGCUGACUGCCAUGGAGAAACUCGUUGCCCGUAAAGUCUGUGUAGCCUUUAAGCAAACCGUGUGUGGGUUUGACCUCCUGCGGGCCAAUGGCCACUCCUUUGUUUGUGAUGUGAACGGCUUCAGCUUUGUGAAGAACUCCAUGAAGUAUUAUGAUGACUGUGCCAAAAUCCUUGGAAAUAUAAUCAUGAGGGAGUUGGCUCCCCAGUUUCAUAUCCCCUGGUCCAUCCCAACGGAGGCAGAAGACAUCCCCAUCGUCCCCACAACUUCAGGCACCAUGAUGGAGCUUCGCUGUGUUAUUGCAGUCAUCCGUCAUGGAGAUCGCACACCAAAGCAGAAGAUGAAGAUGGAAGUGAAACAUCCCCGGUUCUUUGAAUUAUUUGAGAAAUAUGAUGGUUACAAGACAGGGAAGUUGAAGCUGAAGAAACCAGAGCAGCUACAGGAAGUGCUGGACAUUGCACGGCAGCUUGUGGUGGAGCUGGGAACCCACAGCGAUUGUGAAAUCGAGGAGAGGAAAUCCAAACUGGAACAGCUGAAGAGUGUCUUGGAGAUGUAUGGACAUUUUUCUGGCAUUAACCGUAAGGUUCAGUUGACUUAUCUGCCUCACGGACAUCCAAAAGCUGCGAGUGAAGAUGAAGAAGCUCGCCGAGAGUCCUCCCCCUCCCUUCUCCUGGUGCUUAAGUGGGGUGGAGAGCUGACCCCAGCAGGAAGAGUCCAGGCUGAGGAGCUGGGGCGGGCCUUUCGCUGCAUGUAUCCUGGAGGUCAAGGUGAUUAUGCUGGUUUCCCUGGCUGUGGCUUGCUCAGGCUGCACAGCACUUAUCGCCAUGAUCUCAAGAUCUACGCCUCAGACGAGGGGAGAGUUCAGAUGACAGCAGCAGCUUUUGCAAAGGGUCUGCUGGCCCUGGAAGGAGAGCUGACCCCCAUCCUGGUGCAGAUGGUGAAAAGUGCCAACAUGAAUGGUCUGCUGGACAGUGACAGUGAUUCCCUUAGCAGCUGUCAGCACAGAGUGAAGGCGCGACUACGUGAAAUCAUGCAGAAGGAUGCUGAGUUCUGUGAAGAGGAUUAUGAAAAGCUAGCACCUACAGGCAGUGCUUCUCUGCUCAACUCCAUGACCUUUAUCCAGAACCCAGUUGAGGUCUGUAACCAGGUGUUCACCCUGAUUGAGAACCUCACCUCCCAGAUACGAAAACGUCUAGAAGAUCCAAAAUCUGCAGACCUGCAGCUGUACCACAGUGAGACUUUGGAACUGAUGCUGCAACGCUGGAGUAAGCUGGAGCGAGAUUUCCGUAUGAAGAAUGGGCGCUAUGACAUCAGCAAGAUUCCUGAUAUAUAUGACUGCAUCAAGUAUGAUGUACAGCACAACUGUGCACUGAAACUGGAAGGCACAACUGAACUCUUCAAGCUCUCCAAAGCCCUUGCAGAUGUGAUCAUACCCCAGGAAUAUGGGAUUAAUAAGGAGGAGAAACUGGAGAUUGCUAUUGGCUUUUGUCUUCCUCUCAUUAAAAAGAUCCAGCUGGACCUACAGAGAACUCAUGAAGAUGAGUCUGUCAACAAACUGCAUCCGUUGUACUCAAGAGGAGUGCUGUCACCAGGUCGCCAUGUUCGAACACGGCUGUACUUCACCAGUGAGAGCCAUGUGCACUCCCUGCUCAGUAUCUUCCGCUAUGGGGGGUUACUGGAUGAAAACAAAGACCAGCAGUGGAAGAGAGCCAUGGACUAUUUGAGUGCUAUCUCAGAGCUGAACUACAUGACCCAGAUUGUUAUCAUGCUCUACGAGGACAACAACAAGGACCCCUCUUCAGAGGAGCGUUUUCAUGUGGAGCUGCAUUUCAGCCCUGGUGUCAAAGGCUGUGAGGAGGACAGGAACAUACCCACUGGGUUUGGCUUUCGGCCGGCCUCAGCAGAGAACGAGGACAAGAAGGCAGACCAAGGCAGCCUAGAAGACCUCUCGAACCAGAAGGGCAGCGAUGAGCCAGACCGUGCUCGGCAGAAGUCCCCACAUCCCUCUGAGCCGGUCAGCAUCCAGCGAAGGUCGCCACUGGUCAGGAACCGGAAGACGGGAUCCAUGGAGGUGCUGUCUGAAUCUUCUUCUAAAUCAGGAGGUUAUCGCCUCUUCAGCACUUAUUCCAGGCAGUCUUCUGAGAUGAAGCAAAGUGGAUUAGGGUCACAGUGCACCGGGCUGUUUAGCACCACUGUGCUGGGAGGCUCCUCCAGUGCCCCCAACCUCCAGGACUACGCACGCAGCCAUGGCAAAAAGUUUGCCAGCAGCUUGACAUACAAAGACGAGCUCUUGUCUAUGCCAGCCGUAAAACGAUUUUCUGUGUCGUUUGCAAAGCAUCCGACUAAUGAUGUGUUGGAGCACCAGCACGUUGCCCAGUUGCUACGCCGUUUUUCCUCUGACUGUGCCACGAGCCGGACCAUCUCCUUGGAUGCCACCCUAGCCCAUCACCUGCAGCAGUGCUCCUACCACCUGCGCCUCUUCAGGAGCUGGCUGAUCUCAGGGCAGGAUGACUUGGAGUGUCUCUACGGUUUUGAAGGCUGUUCCAUGGUUCCCACCAUUUAUCCCCUGGAGACCCUGCACAACUCCCUCUCUUUGCGGCAGGUCAACGAGUUCCUGACGGCUGUGUGCAGGAGUUGCAGCGAAUCGCAUGUCCAGUCCACCGCAGCUUUGUUUGAUUCAGUGAUUGGCAGCCAGAUGCCAGGGGACCCCUUUAUGUCCCAGCGAAUCCUGUCAUCAUCAUCCUUGCCGUUGCGCCAGCGUUCGGAUAAGCCCCCUUGGUACAGCAGUGGCCCCUCCAGUACUGUCUCCAGUGCAGGGCCAUCCUCUCCAACUUCUGUGGACAACUGUGCUCAUUUCAGCUUCACUGAGAAACUUUCCAUCAGCCCCCCAAAAAGUGAGGAGCAACUGACUAGCUGGUCCCCUGAGCAGGAAGAGAGUCAAGCCCCAGGCAGAGGGCUUGAUGUGCAGGGGGGUGUGUCUGGGCUGUCAGUAGCAGAGCCAAGAGCCCCAGAGACCCUGAUCUGGAAUGAGGGCCCAGAGCCAGGCAGGAUCCUGGAGCUGUGCAAGAAGGAGCUGGCAGGGGGGGAUGCUAACCCAGAAGAGAAGAGCAUGGGGGAGCUGGAUGAAGAAAAAUCGUCUGGGGAAAUGAUAGAGCCAAGUAACAUAAAGUGUGGUGAGGGGUUUGAUCUGAGGCUGGCUGGGGAGACAGCAAAGCCAGGUGAGGGCUCUAUCAGGGGAAUGACUGGCCUGGAUCAGUCUGGGCUGUCCAAAGAGAUCCUGGUGCCCUGUGACGAGGAGCUGCGGGGAGAGGUGUUCGAUCCAGAGCAUACAGGCAAAGAGCUGCUGGGGGACAGUGCUCUGUCAGACCAGCUCCUCUCUGGUCACUUGUGUCAAGUGCAGCCACUGCCUCCUGAGAAGAAUGUGGAGGAACUGCAGCUGCUGUGUCAGAAGGAUCAGCAAAAUUAAUGGCUUACUGGACAGCACACUGCGAGCACUUCUAGCCUGAAAGCAGCCUGACUUCCUGCAUGGCACCUCACACAGCUGGCGGUCUGUAGCAAAGAAGAAGCCACGUCCCAGGGCCACACUCUGUGGUGUGGGAGAGACUGCUUUCCUCCUCCACAAGCCAGCUCUGCCAUUCAGCGAGAAUGUUUGCCUCGUUAAAUGAACCAUAGUGCAGUCUUGGUACUGGCAUGACACCUCCAUGGAGCAGGGACGUGGCGCUGCAUUGGUGUCCCAAGGGCUUUGUGCUCACUGGGGCAGCAGCAUUUGAGGUCUGGUACAGCCAAGGCUUUUAGGGUGGUAAAUCCAAAGGGGACAGAUCCUCCUUUGUGACUUUUUGGCCCACAGCCUUCAGAGAAAGGCAUUUUGGGCCCAAAUUAAUCAGAUCCAUCACAACCACCAACCUCCUCUCUGUUACUUUCUUCUUCCUCUCUCGAUUCCCACUGCUGGCCACCAAAAUCAAGUCCAGAGAGUCCAUGGCAGAAAAACCAGCAGAAGCAGAAAGCAUUCUGAUAGAGUGUGGAAGCCAAGGGUAGCGAGUGCAUCAGGUUUGACUGCCACUUGCAAGGAAACGUUCCUUUGGUGUGGCCUUGGAUGUUUCCUUGCUGGGCUGGGCCAGGCAGGAGCCUGGGGAUCCAGCCUGAGAGAAGUGUGCAGGGAGGACACACAGAGGUUUUUUUUUUCUCAUCCCCAAGGAUCAGGCAGGGUACAGCUCUGAAGUCUUGGUGACAGGGAUUAAUAGAAACUGCUAUUCUGACAAUUCAGGACUAUUAGAAACCAAUAAGGAGAAAUCUUUAUUAUAUAUAAAAUGAAAAGAAUUUAAUGGCUAUUUAUGUAAAUGCCUUGUGAGCACAAGCCUGAGGGCAAGAUUGAUACGGGUGUCCCUGCCGCAUCCUGAGUGCUGGCCAGGGCUGUGCUUCCUACUCCUCCUGUAUUUAUGGACAAGUCUGCGUGUCUGUCUGUAGCUAGGAUCUGUGUUUUUGUGAAGCUGUGCCCAAAGAUCUCUAUGCUGUGUUGUGACAAUGUGUGUUCACAGUAAAUCUAUGCUGUGGGUCCAGUG